AUGGCGAGCCCGCAAGAUACCAAGACCGCUGCCCCGGUCGACGUCCCCAGCGACGAGAAGCAGCAUGUUGCGCAUGCCGAUUCUCCUGAAGACGACCUUGAUCCGGUUGGCAUUGCCGCCGAGAUUGCGCACGAAGUUAAUGAGAACAACUAUUCACCAUGGACCAAGUCCAUGUUCCACCUCUAUGGUGUCUUGUUCGUCGCAUACUGCUGCGGUUGUCUCAACGGAUACGAUGGAAGUCUGAUGGGCGGCCUGAACGGCAUGGUGUCGUACCAAACCACCUUCAACAUGACGUCUGCUGGAUCGGCCACGGGCCUUGUUUUCAUGAUCUACAACGUUGGCCAGCUGUCGGCCGCGCUCACUGUCCCCAUCGCCACGGAUCUCUUUGGUCGCCGCAUUGCUAUGUUUAUGGGAGCCCUUAUCAUCAUCCUCGGCACCUGCGUCCAAGCAACGGCAAACACCAUGAGCCAGUUCAUGGGAGGUCGCUUCGUUCUCGGUUUCGGCGUGUCGUACUGCUGCAUUGCUGCGCCAACCUACGUGAGCGAGCUUGCACACCCCAAGUGGCGUGGAACCUUGACUGGUCUCUACAACUGCAUGUGGCCUCUCGGUGCCAUCAUCUCGGGAUGGACCGUGGACGGCGCCAGCUUCAUCGCCGGGAACAAUGAAUGGCGUAUCCCGGUGUGGAUCCAGCUUGUACCUCCGGAAUUGUCCCAGCUUUGUCUACUUCCUCCCAGAGUCGCUGCUCGCAUUCUCGCCAAGCUCCACGGUGAGGGCGACGUCGAGCACCCCAUUGUUCAGCUGCAACUCAAGGAGAUGAUGGCUCAGAUCUCGACCGAGGCCUCGGACAAGCGCUGGUGGGACUACAGGGAGCUCUAUAACACGCACAGCGCCCGCCGUCGUCUCAUCUGCGUGCUCGGCAUGGCCAUCAUGGGCCAGGCGUCUGGAAACUCUCUCGCGAGUUACUAUCUCGUCACCAUGAUGAACACUGCCGGCAUUAAGGACGAGAAGCUGGUUCUCGCCCUCAACGCUGUCAACUCGAUGCUUGGUUUCGCCGGAUCCAUCGUCGGCGCCCGCCUCACCGAUCGCGUCGGCCGUCGCCCUCUGCUGAUCUACAGCAUCCUCACCGCCUCGGUCAUCUUCGCCGUCAUCACGGGCACAUCCAAGAUGGCCGUCGACAACCCCGACAAUACCAACGCCGCCAACGCCACCAUCGCCUUCAUCUUCCUCUUCGGCGUCGUCUUCUCCCUCGGCUGGACGGCCCAGCAGAGCAUGUACAUCGCCGAGACCCUGACCACGUCGACCCGCGCCAAGGGUACGGCCAUUGGCAACUUUGCGUCGAGCGGCAUUUCCAUCGUGCUGGCCUACUCGUCCGGCCCCGCCUUUGAGCAGAUCGGCUACUACUUCUACCUCGUCUUCGUGUUCUGGGACAUUGCCGAGGCUGUCUUCAUCUACUUCUUCUUCCCCGAGACGAAGGAUCGCACGCUCGAGGAGCUGAGCGAGGUGUUCGAGGCGCCGAACCCGGUCAAGAAGUCUCUGGAGCCCAGGUCUGCUUCGACUGUUAUGGCGACGAUGCACGUGCACGAUGAGAAGCUGGUGCGCGACGUGUAG
Messenger RNA from Verticillium alfalfae VaMs.102, 1608 nucleotides. Its product is annotated as lactose permease. The record is from RefSeq and is a predicted model, not a curated record. Gene Ontology annotation, biological process: transmembrane transport; carbohydrate transport. Gene Ontology annotation, molecular function: carbohydrate:proton symporter activity. Gene Ontology annotation, cellular component: membrane. Lineage: Eukaryota; Fungi; Ascomycota; Sordariomycetes; Glomerellales; Plectosphaerellaceae. The transcript is spliced from 6 exons. The coding region runs from base 1 to 1608 and encodes 535 amino acids.